AUGGCAAAGUGUAAGAACAAGCCGGUGGGCGGCGUGCAAAAAUCGGACUGCAAGAGUAGCACUGGUAGCUCGGCGGGCAGCGACGGAAAGAACAAACGGAAUGCACUAUCAUCGGAUGUUGACACAGCUGCCAAAGCCAGUCCAUCGUCCGAGGAUCGUUACGCCGACUACGUUUACGAAGCGACGGAAUGGGGCCGGUGUGUCUUCACGACAUCAAUGGCAGAUCAAAAGGAAACGCAAGAGCGAGCAGCUACCAUGAAGUCCUCCGUCCGCGUGCCAAUUGCCUCGCUGCUUUUCGACAGUGAGUUUUUGGCAAAGAAGUUUCUGUUGCAAGAAGUUUUGCGAGACGAGGACCGGCUGUUGGAAAAAACGGAGCCCGUGGGCGGAGCCUGCGUUUUGUUGGAGCAAGCCAUAUGGCGACCAUCUCCGGGUGGAGAGAUGAAGGCGGAUGACACGCCAACUCAAAUCGUCUGCGACGAAGCGGAGUUCAACUCUUUCUUCACGGAAAAAUUCCCAAAGUACGCAGCUUCCUGCAGGGAGGAUGACAGGGAAAAACUAUUCACGAAGCUUAUCCAAGCGCUCCAACCCUGCGACUCCGACGCGUCGAAAAGCAGCAACACGAAACCCCGCCCAAGCCGUCUCGCCAUUUUCCUCCGCACAGCUCUGCUCGAGGGGGUCAAGGGCGGGACGUAUUACACGCAGGACAAGGAGGAAAUGCAGAGCUACAUCCUGGACUGCUUCCGCUACUGCUUCACCUACGAGAAGCUGCGGGACGAUAUCUACCAGAUUUUGUUCAAUCUGAGCGUGAAUCCGAAGAAACUUGUCGAAGAUUCCGGCGAAUCCGAACUCGCAGCGACUGUACGACAGAAAUUUUACGACGCGGUGUACUGUGCAGGCGAGGACGAAGAGGAGAAUAGAGACUGUCAGGCCACUGUCGCAAGUUUGCUGCGCGAAGCGGUGUCGGAGUGGCUACUGGGAGGAGAAGAUGAUGGUGACGACACGGCUACGACUCGUCAUCCAGGUCCUUUACAAUUUUCUUUCGAGAAAGAACUUGAGGCGUCGCCGGUCGUGCGGGGCGAUGCUGGCGUGAAGGAUGAUGCAAGUAGUCUAGACGGUUUUGACGUCAACAAAAUGGCAGACGUCGAUGGUGACGACGAAUCCCUUGAUUCUGAUGCCUUCGGUUCAGAUUGCCUUGAUGAUGACGGGACGUCGAAAGAAAAGCUGCCUGGGCCUGUAGAUGAACACACACAGACCCAACAGUCGUCCCGGGCCGAAGAAAUAGCGUUCCUACUUGCCGAAGUUUUCCCGAAACACUAUUUGUUCAGAGAACAAUUACUGCAGCCGCCGCACGAGAAAUUGUUGCAGUUCAGCAUGCGCGAAAUCUUUUACGGCAAGCACGCGUCAGUUUGCGACAUCUUCGACCCCUUUUCUGAAGAAGCGGUGUUGGACAAAAAGUUUAAGGCGUCCGCGAGCGGUGCGACGGCGAAUGCUUCUGCUUCAUCCGGAGCUGGUGGCUGUGCUGGUGCGCAAGAAAGGGAGACCUCCUCGAAAGGUGGGGCAGAGCAGGAGGUUGCAGGGAAAGCCGCUCCAGCUGCAACGGCGGCCGCAGAGCAGGGUGACGGGCACGCAGUUGUGCCUGUUGGUGGUACAACACCCGAUUACACAAUAACCUCCCCCAGCGACGAAAAGCUGCUCGCGAAGCUGCAGACUCUGGUCACUGGCAAGGAUUUGGCAGCGGUUGCUGCAACUCUGCAGGAAGUCAUUACAGCUGCAGCAAAGAAGAUUCCCGCAACAGAACAGAAUUCCGAGCAUUACGACGCGAGCGUUACGCUACUCGAAGCCGCAUUCAAGACCGGCAAGGUUCUCUACGGGCCGAGCACAAACGCUGCUCCAAAAGGCGUGAAAAAGGCGUUCAACAGGGUUUUGAAUGAGAUCCCGAAGCUGGUGAAAAACCAGAAACAGGCAAGGGAAAAUCUUAUAGUGCUGCAGAAGAACACCUGCCACGGUGAAGCCAAUGACUCUGAAGGAGACGAUGACGAUGAUAUGGCUUCAGGCUCAGAUCCUGAAGACCUACCGGCGUCUCCGUCGGAGAAACCGACUGCCUCAGGAGCCGCCUUGACGCUCGACGAGCGACGGGCGCUGGCGGCGUUUGUGCUAGGAAACGUUUUGCACCUCGCUGUUGGUGAGAAAGGCGCCCCUAGUAGAAACGAGAAGAUCAAGCGCGGUUUGCUGAAGGACAAGAUCGUCGAAAAAUUUCCGGAGUUGUCCGCCAAAGCCGCAUUUUUGCUCAUGGACGACGCGCAACAACACGGGUGGCUGAAGCUAGAAAAACGAGAGCUGCGGGUGUUGGAUGGUAUUUCAUCGUGCGGUGACAAACAAGUACAAGAUCUGACAGCUUUGCCCUCUGACCAGCUUCCUGCCUUGGAAAUAGCCGCGGUGGAGAAGCAGAACCGUCGGAAGGCAAGGCGGGACAAGCGGAUGAGCGCCAAGGCAAGUAAGACCGGUGGGAAGGGCGGAGGGGGUGUGAGAAAGUGA
This is a messenger RNA of Amoebophrya sp. A120, 2535 nucleotides long. The record is from the annotation of a GenBank genome assembly. NCBI's taxonomy places the organism in Eukaryota, Dinophyceae, Syndiniales, Amoebophryaceae.